GGCCACGCCUCUUCCGCCGCGCAGCUCAGCCGCCGCGUGUGGACGGCUCUCGCGGUUGGGGCCUGGUUUCUCUAAACUCUUAACCUUGGUGUCCGGACUGGCGAGAUGGCGGCGGAGGUGUUGCCGAGUGCGAGGUGGCUGUACUGUGGGGAGCCCGACGAGAGCCAGAGAGCAGUACUGGUCCAGUUCUCCAAUGGGAAGCUGCAGAAUCCAGGCAACAUGCGUUUUACUUUGUACAAGAGUAAUGACUCCACAAACCCCAGGAAGAAGAGUCAGCGGAUCCUAGCAGCUGAAACAGACAGACUUUCCUACGUGGGAAACAAUUUUGGGACUGGAGCUCUCAAAUGCAACACUUUGUGCAGGCAUUUUGUGGGAAUUCUGAACAAGACCUCUGGCCAGAUGGAGGUGUAUGAUGCUGAGUUGUUCAACAUGCAGCCCCUGUUUUCAGAUGAAUCAAUUGAGAGUGAAUCGACACAAGAGAGUGAGACCAAAACUUUUAGAGAAAAGAUGGAUUCUUGCAUCGAAGCCUUUGGAACCACCAAACAGAAGCGGGCUUUGAACUCCAGAAGAAUGAACAGAGUUGGCAGUGAAUCUCUGAAUUGUGCCGUAGCUAAAGCUGCAGAGAAUAUUAUUGAUGCAAAGGGUGUAACUGCUCUGGUCAAUGAUGCCAUCCAUGAUGACCUGCAAGAUGACUCCCUCUACCUUCCUCCCUGCCACGCUGAUGCAGCCAAGCCUGAAGACGUGUAUAAAUUUGAAGACCUUCUCUCCACCGCAGAGUAUGAAGCUCUUCAGAGCCCAUCGGAAGCUUUCAGGAAUGUCUCAUCAGAGGAAAUACUGAAGAUGAUUGAAGAGAACAGCCACUGCUCCUUUGUCAUAGAAGCGUUGAAGUCUUUGCCAUCAGAUGAGGAGAGCCGAGACCGCCAGGCCCGAUGCAUAUGGUUUCUGGACACACUCAUGAAAUUUCGAGCACAGAAAGUGAUUAAGCGGAAAAGUGCCCUGGGGCCUGGAGUCCCCCACAUCAUCAACACCAAACUGCUGAAGCACUUCACCUGCUUGACCUACAACAACGGCAGCCUCCGGAACUUAAUUUCGGAUUCUAUGAAGGCAAAGAUCACUGCAUAUGUAAUCAUACUUGCCUUGCACAUAAGCGACUUCCAGAUUGACCUGACUGUGUUACAGAGAGACUUGAAGCUCAGUGAGAGAAGGAUGAUUGAGAUGGCGAAAGCCCUGAGGCUGCAGAUCUCUAAAAGAAGGGUGUCUCUAGCAGCUGGUGGGGAAGAGAGUCACAAACUGGGCACUCUGUCCAUCCCGCUGCCUCCAGCCCAGACCUCGGGACACCAGUCGAAGCGGAGGAGAAUCACCUAGAAGCAUGCUUUCCACAUAGAGCGUUUUGGCCACACACAGCCACUACUUCUGUUCAUUUCCAUUUUUAUUUUUACAGUGAGAAGGAAAAAGAAGCCUUGCUCUGGCGUGGGUAUGAAGCCAGAAGGCAGCAUCUAAAGUUGUGCUGGUCUUCAGCGGAAACGUAAAGUGAUGGCCAUGUUGGACUUGACCUCUCCUCUUUGGCGUUGCUGUGAUUAUGUGGCAGCUGAUUCCUAUGGGAGGGUGGGGCCUGGGGAAGUCAGAGUCUACAGAUCUUACAGGCUGCACCCCAUGCAGAUCUAAUGGGUAAUUGUUAAUAAAGAGAAACAUGAAGUGCCGUGCUUAGCCUGGAAGGGCCAUCAGAGUCCAUGGUGAGGAUACAGCCCAGCUGGGCUGGAAGAGGAGGCCUCGGGCUUGCUCAGUAGCUAGCUAUGGGUCGCCUGUGCUGUGGGGCUGCCAGAGGAGGCCCAUGAGUCUGAGGCUGCCGUCACAGUGGAGCCAAAUCCAAGGAAGUGCUUAGCCCCGCCAGUCGCUCUGCCUGGCUCGGGCCACACACAGGGCAGGGGGCAGCUCCGAAAGCUCAUUCUUGGGAGAGAGGAAGCAGAGUGAAGGACGGAAAACACAUUGUUCUAGAUCUCUUUAAAAGGGGAUUUCAUACAUGGACAGAAAGCUGUAGAACUGUGAAAGGGCUGCGCGUGUGGGAAUCUGGAGGUGGCCCUUGGAACUGCUAGGUUCAAGAGCACACAGCGGAGGCUGCUCCUCAGGCCAGGCAUGGAGAUGCCCCUCCUGCCCGACACUGCUGCUUGGGUCCCUGCAGCCGGUGACGGCACCGCAGUGCUGAGUGUGGCCACCCCUGCUUGCAGUACCCACAGUUCCACUCCUUUGCCAAUCAGCACAAACAGCCAAAAGAUCAAGAUGCUGGCCUCUCUUGCUUCCUUCUUUGAGCAUUUGACCCUUGAACAACCCAGGGUGGGGGGCGCCAACCCCUCACACGGUCAAAAAUCCGUGUCAUUUUGACUCCCCCCAAGCUUUACUAAUAGCCUGCUCUUAACUGUAAGCCUCGCUGGUGAACAGUCAGUUCACACAUACUUUGUAUGUUACACAGAUCACACACUAUGUUCUUACAAUAGAGUAAGAUAGAAAAGAUGUUAGGAAAAUAGAGUACUUUAUUUAUUGAAAAAAAAUUCACAUGUUCAGUGGGCCCACGCAGUUCAAACCCAUGUUGUUCAAGAGUCAACUGUAAUUUCAUAAUUUUCUACCAGGCACAUGUAUUACUUUUAUAAUCCGCAGGGGUAAAUGAAUGUUAGUUUAAGAAGAGAGAAGCUACUGGAGAGCACUGUUUGAGCUUCAGAGGUUGAAAGCAAGAUGGCGACUUGACUAUGGUUUAUCUUGCAAAUGCCAGACAGGUAGUAUUUUCAUAAGGAAGAGUGGUCUUGGGUCCAUUUGCAUGAGUGUAUUUAUAGAUGUGAAAGCUUUGGGGGAAGGAAAUUGAUUUUUUGUUUCCCCUUGAACUUUUGAAAUUAUUCUUUCCAUUGCAGUUGUAAUUGAGCCCAUGGAGGUAUUCUUAUUUCUUCCUUUCUUGGGCACCGUGUUAGACCUAAAAAUGUUAACUGGCAUAGGAUGUGGGUUUUGCUAAAAUGACUCCCCUUGAAGUCUUCACUGGACUCUCGAGUGCGUAAAAAAUGGGGUCCCAAGGAAGACCACCUUCUGAAAUCUUCUUGCUCUUCUGCCUGGUUCAUUUUACCCCUGUGCUCUGGCAACCUCGGAGAACCAGUCAGAAACAAGCCUGGCAUCAUUGGGAUUGAAGGCUCCAUCAGCCCCAGGUAAGGGGUUCAGGGUGAGGCACCUGCGCUGGGCGCUCUCUGUUGGAAAGGUUUAUGUAGAGGCCAAUCUGGCAUCACCUUACCCUGUGGACGUAACAUUAGUCUGCAGAAAAAGAUCAGAGCUGGGUAGAAUCUCUUUAGAUAUUAAUAAUAGUGAUGGCUUUUGCCACACAUCUCCAAAGAGCUCAGAGCAUUUCAGACAUUACCUCAUCACUAAUUUUCACAGUGUUCUUGGGUGAGAAGCGAUGGCAAGUAUUAUGGUCUCCAUUUGGGGCAGAAGGCAGCAAAUGCUUCAGAUAGUGGAGCUGAACUCAGGAGUGGUUCUGACCAGAUACCAACUGAUAAGAGUUGGGGCAUAUUUUUGUGGCAUAUUCUAUGAUUGUCGUAUAUUUCACACACAUGAACUUGCCUUCCUGCAUUUUGCUCCACAGCAUUAAUGAGGGUCUAUGUAAGCAAGGUGCAGUGCUGAGCACUGUGGCUAGAGGUGAAGUUUAUCUCCUUAGGCCUAUCCUUUAGGCCUUUGGUAAUGGGGCUACAUGCACGUCCUACCCUAAGUCCCUCAAACCUAUUUCACAUAGCCUUGGUCCCUGCAUCCUUAUUCCUGGUCUUUUAAGUUAGCCUUCUACCAUCUCCCCUUCUGUGCACUUUCUGUGCCCUCCCCCCCGCAGCCCUGCAGGUGUCACUUUCCUUCCUGGCCUGGUCCCCUUGCCCCACAAAGCCUGCCCUGAUACCCCCCUACUGUAGCCACAGCUGGACGUGAGCUCCCAUCACCAAACAUUCCCAGCCCCUCUGCUGAGGCCCUUACUAAUCUCUACUUGGUUAUUUAUUAUUAAUAUCAGAGACCGUGAGAGAGGGAACACAAGCAGGGGGAGCUGGAGAGAGAGAAGCAGACUCCCCGCUGAGCAGGCAACCUGAUGGGCUCGAUCCCAGGACCCUGAAAUCAUGACCUGAGCUGAAGGCAGGCGCUUAAUGACUGAGCCACCCAGGUGCUCCACUACUUGGUAUUUUAGUGACUUACGUACACUGCUCACUGACAUUUCGUGACUGCAGGGAUGGUCCGGUUCAUCUUUGUGCGUCUCUCAGUGACUUGCCCCCAUUAGAUAUGCAAGUACUCAUCGGAUAAAGGAGUGAAACUGGCAUCAUUCCACGCCGGCGUUCACCAGUUUGUGCAGAGUUCUGGGGGCGUGCAGGGGACCUGGAGCACCGAUAGAACCCUGCUGGGCCUGCCCCCUGGCUGCCUACAUGCCUGUUCUGUCCUCUCAGCACCCACACCCCGUUCCAUCCUGUCCCCCCACCUACGGCCGGUUGUGUGAGGCCGGGCAGGUCAUUUAAUCUUCCCGUGGCGUCGUUGCCCCAUCUGUUGAGGGGGAUAAUGUGUUUGAGGGUGACCUACCUCCCCAGGAGGCCGGGAGGCUUAUCGACUUAAUGCCGAGCUGCUCGCUUUAACCCGAGGCAGCUGGGCAGACCCAGCAGGCCAGCCGGCACGUUCUCUGUUGCCUGUGGCCCAGCGGCAGCCGGUUGCCGUCGAGAACCUGUAGGGUCUCCUCUCGGGGCUGGUUCCGGUGGCUGAGGUCGGGGGAGGAGAGUGGCAUCUGGAGGGCUUCUGGGCCUGUGCUGCUGAAGGGGGAGAGAGGCCAGACCCCUGGGGUCGGGGGCAUGGCUGAGGCUGCCCAGGAUCCGCCUGAGAGCAGGCGCCGGGCCCCUGGGGGACCGUCCCACUUGGCCCCCAUGGUCCAGCGAUCCGCUUUACUUGGGCUCAUUGACGAGCUAUGGGAAGGUCAUUUGAUACUCCCCUUCUCGUGGCCACGAUCUUGGGAAGGUGGCCUUUUCUCUUUAAAAAGAGCUGGGAGCUGGGAGGCCCAGGAGCAGUGUGGGGAAGAGGGGCCGAUGGCUCUCCUUGGACGACUUCCCUCAGCUCGGCGCCACUGGUGAGUUGUGUUCUCAUUCUGGAACGUGUCCUGCUUUCUCUAGAUGGCUCGCAGAAAGGGAGCUGGGUUUUCAAAAUUGUAGCAUUUUUUAAAUGAAGUUUGUGAUUCCAGUUAGUUAGCACAGUGUUGUAUUAGUUUCAGGCGUACAAUAUAGUGAUUCAGCACUUCUCUACAGCGCCCUGUGCUCAUCAAG
Molecule: messenger RNA, 5306 nt
Organism: Zalophus californianus (California sea lion)
Lineage: Eukaryota; Metazoa; Chordata; Mammalia; Carnivora; Otariidae
Gene: POLR1E
Product: RNA polymerase I subunit E
Exons: 12
Coding region: 106-1365 (419 amino acids)
Biological process (GO): RNA polymerase I preinitiation complex assembly; transcription elongation by RNA polymerase I; nucleolar large rRNA transcription by RNA polymerase I
Cellular component (GO): RNA polymerase I complex
Molecular function (GO): DNA binding
Source: RefSeq, a predicted model, not a curated record